AUGUACUCAAAUCCUCCUAUGAAUUACCCUUAUCUUACACCUUCAUCUCAUCAAUGGAGCAUCCCUCCUACCUAUCCCACAAACCCCUCUUUCACAACUCCUAUCACACCUUCAUUUCCAUCCUUUCCAUGGGAACUUUUCUCAUCCUAUUACACAAAUCCAUAUGUUCCAACAUCAUCACCAAGUUUGUAUCCAAAUCAUGGAUAUUCACCACAUCCACCUAACCCUAAUCCAUAUUCAUCUUACUCAUCAUCUCCUUAUUCAUAUUCAUAUGACUACAAUAUUUAUCACCAACAACUCCAACCAACCAACACCUCCUCCAUAAUUUCUCAUCAAUAUCAAACCUAUUCUAGAAAUAGAAGAGAUUUUGAUAAAUAUCUCCAACUGACUCAUUCCUCUUUUAAGAAAUUAUCUCAAAAAAAUUCUCAAAAGCUUUCUGUUUCGCGAAAAAAACAAAAAGCUAAGUUUCCCAAAGUUCUCUUUGAAACAAAUCUAAAACAACAAUCAGAACAAACUCAUAAUCCGAACAUGGUCGGAUUUUCUGCUUUCAACUUUGAAUUGUCUUCUUUCACCGCGACUUCUUCUAUGUUCGGAUCUUCAUCGGCGAAUUCAACACAGUUUGGAGCAUCUUUUUCGAACCCAUUUGGAGCACCGUCGGAUUCUCCACCGUUUGGAGCAUCUACCUCGGCUUCUUCGACUUCUUCAACGCUGUUUGGGGCACCAUCGUCGUCCUCGACCUCUUCGACUCCGUUGGGAUUUGCGUCUUACAUAACACCGUUUGGAGGAACUUCAUCUGCUUCGACAACAUCAACUCUGUUUGGUGGAACAUCAUCUACGACUGCAACAACAACAUCCGUUUUUAACUCAUAUGAGACCGGCGCGAAGAUAUUGUUGUUUAAUGAUGUUUUAGAACAUAAUGCAUAUAAGGUGUUUGAUAAAAUACCUCUCUAUGUUUCUGAUGAGCUUACGUCGGAAGAUACUGGUUCUAUUGUUUCUAUUGAAGCUGAGAAUGACGAGGAAAGGAUUGUGGAUGGACAAGGUUUUCGAAUUAGAGCAGAUUGUGAUGGAUACUCUACUGCUAGUUCAAUUGAUUAUGAUGGUUUUAGUGACAGCGUGAUGCAACACCGUUCCCAACAACCACGGUUCCCAGGGGAGUUAGAUUUGGAGUUGCAGCAAGGUUUCCCUUUGAAUACCAUAGCGAAACCUCCACGACCUCCGGAACCUCCAGUUGUGUUGAAUGCCUCAGCAGGCUCAUAUAUUAGCGCCGAGACAGAAUCUAUACGUUGUGAUUUUUCUGCAACAUUAUCACCAAAAGUCCCUUUGACUUCUCAAGAAAUCACACCUUCACCAGCAGUAGAAUCAAGUUUUGAACCCCCGGGUCAGAUCAAUUCACAAAAAGCAAUAGAAGAAGGCGAGGAAUAUCUUGAGGUUCAAAAUUGUGGCGUGGAAACAAAUGAUCAUCCACACUCAAUCUCAUUGGAGUUACACGACCCUACCGGUUCCACGACUAACAACAACACCGAAAUUGUGAAUUUUGAUUCUGCGGCAAUAGAAAUAGUUAUCGAAUCACUGACAUUAGCAUGGCCAGAUGCACCGGGAACAAGCUUUGAACCCUUGACUGAACUUGGUCUACAUACUGAAACAGAACCUCAAGUAUCGGAAGCUGUAGCAUAUAUUGAGAGCCACCAUCCUACUGAGGAAACCGAUAUUGAGAUUGAUGCCGCUUCCGAGGUUAGUGCUGAAACCGAAACUGAAAAUGAAGGUUCUCAAGUGAAAGUGGAGAUGGAUGUUCUCACUGGUGAGAUGGUAAUAAUUCAAUUGCCUCAAGUGUCGGUUUAUCUUACGUAUGGUGAUAAAGAUUUUGAAAAGUCAAUAGUAUAUUACAGCAAAUUUGGAGAUUAUUCAAAUUCUUCUCAAAUGGCAUUCUUUCUCAAUUAUUCUCGCACUCUUCGUUUCAUUCGUUCUCCCAUUCCCGCAAUGCUUCUUUCUUCUUCUGCAUUUCAACAAGGUGAUUAUUUGGUGCUAAACAAGUGCAAGCCGAUGGAUUUCGGUAAUGCUUGUUGGACGUAUAAACAAUUUACGAAUGAUAUUCAGACAAGGCAAUAUAGAUGUCCCGAGGUUCUUCUUGGUUCCAACUACUCAACUCCAGCUGAUAUGUGGUUCUUUGCUUGCUUUUGCUUUGAGCUUGCCACUAGUGAUGUUCCUUUUUAUCCUCACAGUGGUGAUAACGAUGAUAGGGAUGGGGACCAUCUGGCGUUGAUGAGGGAGCUUCUUGGAAUGAUGCCUCGCAAGAUUGCUCUUAAUGGUCGUUAUUCCCGACACUUUUUCAAUAGAUGUAGUGAUUGGCGACACAUUUGUCGGUUGCGGUUCUGGCCUAUCACUAAGGUGCUGCAUGUGGGUUGCAAGAGUGGAAAUUGCAUAUGGUCUGCUUCAUAUCCCAGAAACAAGGCAUCUGCUAGAUCUGUCAAGGGGAUUAAGAAAAUUGGUGUCAUUGGUUCUCCUUUCACAUUUGCCACUACAUUAGAGCAUGAAUACAAGAGUGAUAUCUUUGGAGAGAGAGGAAUUUUAUUGGGUGCCGUUCAUGGAAUUGUUGAGUCCUUGUUUAGAAGGUACACUGAAAAUGGAAUGAGUGAAGAUCUUGCUUAUAAGAACACUGUUGAGUCCAUAACAGGAGUAAUAUCUAAAACCAUCUCAACUCAGGGCAUGUUGGCUGUAUACAAUGCUUUAUCUGAAGAUGGAAAGAAGGAAUUUGAGAAAAGUUAUGGUAAAGCGGUGCAAUUCUUUACCAUGUUCCGAAAAUCAAAAUUACCUUGCAUGAUAAAAUUGAUUUUUCAAGUUCUGAAUUUUGUGUUGCAAAUAAUCAGUGACAAUUUUUCAUUCAAGCAAUGGGAUCCAGGAACAAUAUCUCUAUUCUCAUAUUGA
Messenger RNA from Vicia villosa (hairy vetch), 2922 nucleotides. RefSeq lists its product as uncharacterized. Lineage: Eukaryota; Viridiplantae; Streptophyta; Magnoliopsida; Fabales; Fabaceae. The transcript has a single exon. The record is from RefSeq and is a predicted model, not a curated record. Gene Ontology annotation, molecular function: ATP binding; protein kinase activity; ketol-acid reductoisomerase activity. Bases 1 to 2922 code for a protein of 973 amino acids. Gene Ontology annotation, biological process: protein phosphorylation; regulation of mRNA processing; spliceosomal complex assembly.